UAUUUGGUAAGAGAUAGCUUUGGGCAACUUCUGCCUGGAUUAACACAGCCAAUCAGAAUCCAGGACUCUGCUCUUUGGACUAGAGACUGUCCCUAAAGCUGAUCACCACCUCUCCCCUCUUCAGAGCUUCUCAGAGCUUCCACUCCAGUAAGAUUCAACUCCACACCACAAGACACUUCCUGCUCCAGACCUUUUAAACUACCUCAAAUUGAUAAUGGCUCAGGGAUCAACAGUCAUCAUGACUCAACCUGGAUUUGUUCGUGCUCCCCAGAAUUCCAACUGGCACACCAGCCUGUGUGAUUGCUUCAGUGACUGCGGAGUCUGCCUCUGCGGGACGUUUUGCUUUACGUGUCUUGGGUGUCAAGUGGCAGCCGACAUGAAUGAAUGCUGUCUGUGUGGUACAACAGUGGCAAUGAGGACUCUCUAUCGAACCCGAUACGGCAUCCCCGGAUCUAUUUGCAAUGACUACAUAACCACCAUCUUCUGUCCUGUUUGCUCUCUGUGCCAAAUCAAGAGAGACAUUAACCAGAGGAAAGCCAUGAAUGCUUUCUAAGGAGCUGAAUGGUGAGAGCUCUUGCUGAAGCAGCUGAACUCAGAACACACCUCUCCAGCUCUACAAAUCUUUUGCAACUGAGAUAUUUGAUGGAUGACAUUUUAGAAAUUUGACUCUUUGCUUUAUUUUAAAUGGAUGUUGCUCUUUGACUUGGUUGCUCCUUGGUCCUAUACCAGCAAAUACUCCAACUUAUACAUUGUUUACACUUUAAACACAAACCAAAUAAAAGAUUUUACUAAGA
Messenger RNA from Phodopus roborovskii (desert hamster), 794 nucleotides. It is a transcript of the gene Plac8, whose product is annotated as placenta associated 8. NCBI's taxonomy places the organism in Eukaryota, Metazoa, Chordata, Mammalia, Rodentia, Cricetidae. The transcript is spliced from 5 exons. The record is from RefSeq and is a predicted model, not a curated record. Bases 215 to 553 code for a protein of 112 amino acids. Gene Ontology annotation, biological process: positive regulation of transcription by RNA polymerase II.